AUGCGGCUCUAUUCAUCUGCAAUCUGUUUGCGGCGAUCUGCCUCAAGUAACAUGUAUGCCCAUUCCAAUCAGUUUCAAGGAGGAGGCACACAGAGUAUGGCCAUACAGAAGUGCUUCGGGCCGCAGUCAAGCCGUUCUCAUAUGACAUCGGGAUCAGCCAGUUUUUCUUUUAAUAAAAAUUUAAGACCUGCUGAACCGCAGAGUCUGAAGUACUUUGCUAGCUUAGUGGGCCGACGAUUGCGUUGCGGAUUAUCAACUAGAGAGGGCAGUCUAAGUGUAAAGCUCGACAUGCUUUCACGUGAAAGAAUUUCGGGUAUGAAUUGGAAUUGGAGAGGCAUGCAUCAAAAAUUAGGAGCUACAGCUGGUGGGCUUUGUUUCGGAUUUUCAGUUACUGGGACUGCAAAAGCUGAGAUGCCAGUUGACAGGAAUAUUAACUGUUCAGAAACAUCAGCAUCAUCUACUCAUGAGAAGAAAGUCUACACAGAUUAUUCUGUUACUGGCAUUCCAGGAGAUGGAAGAUGCUUAUUCCGUUCCGUGGUUCACGGUGCAUGUGUCCGGUCAGGGAAAGCUAUACCCAAUGAAGAUCUUCAGAGAAAGCUAGCUGAUGAAUUGAGGUCAAUGGUUGCCGAUGAAUUUGUCAGUAGACGGGAAGAGACUGAAUGGUUUGUUGAGGGCGAUUUCGAUACAUAUGUUUCUCAGAUUAGGCAGCCACAUGUGUGGGGUGGUGAGCCAGAACUGUUCAUGGCUUCACAUGUUCUUCAGAUGCCAAUAACUGUGUACAUGCGUGAUGAAGAUGGGGGUGGUUUAAUAAGUAUCGCUGAAUAUGGCCAAGAGUAUGGUAAAGAAGAUCCAGUACAACUUCUGUAUCAUGGUUUUGGCCAUUAUGAUUCCCUUCAGAUUCGAGCCAAUAGGGGUCCAGAGGCAAGAAUGUAGAAUUUUGGAGUUCCAGAUGGACAAGGCAGGCACGUUGCAAAAGCAUUGAUCUGUGGAUACCAGAUGUCUUUGUCUAGGGACAUGCUCGUAGAAAAUGGUAAGAGAUGGACGACAUUCCAUUCUCUGUUUGAAGCUGCCCAACGAGCAAAAUUUGGAGCGAUCCAUUGCAUCUGAUUCUGCUGAAGAAAUAGGCAGGAACUCAACAAGGUAACAUCAUUAGGGGAGACGACUGAAUCCUGCUGUGUUGGUUCAUGUACUCACCAUGGAGUGGUGUAGACUAUUUCUCGAAAACCUCACCAUGGAGUGGUGUAGAUAAACAUGUACUUGUAAGGCUGUAACUAGAUGUAAUCUCUGUUGCUCAGGCAAUAAAAGGGUUGGGAUUAUUAAUAGAUCUUGCCUUCAAUGUUUUCCUCUAGAGGGUCUUGAUCAUGAACCGUUUUGAACAGCGAAUGCUUGCUCUGUACAUAAUGACUAAACUAUGGAUGGCAAGUGAGAACAGAUCAAGUAAGAUGUUGGUUGACAGGCGGCAGAAAAUAUGGUGCCUACUGUCUGGUGUGA
This is a messenger RNA of Lolium rigidum, 1491 nucleotides long. Its product is annotated as OVARIAN TUMOR DOMAIN-containing deubiquitinating enzyme 4-like. The transcript is spliced from 6 exons. The coding region runs from base 1 to 933 and encodes 310 amino acids. Gene Ontology annotation, cellular component: cytosol; nucleus. NCBI's taxonomy places the organism in Eukaryota, Viridiplantae, Streptophyta, Magnoliopsida, Poales, Poaceae. Gene Ontology annotation, molecular function: cysteine-type deubiquitinase activity. Gene Ontology annotation, biological process: protein deubiquitination; endoplasmic reticulum unfolded protein response. The record is from RefSeq and is a predicted model, not a curated record.